UGGGGGAGGGGGCAGAGGCGUUGUUAAUGAGAGGAAGACAAUUGGCGUGGCAGGUAAUUUCCUUGUCACACUCAUUUUGGGGAAGAAGAUCAUUUCUAGGCCUGAAUACGGAUACCGAAAGCGAAAAAGACAAUGAAGAAGACCUUUGUGUGUGAUGGAUCGAUGAUCAUUACCAUUCCAAUCGGGAGCCUGAGGGACACUGGAGAGGGUCAACUGAUGCCGGAGAAAUUUCAGUGUGUGUACAAAGAUUCCUACAAGAUCUUUGCUGUGAAGGGGAAGCCUAAACCUCUCGGAGCAGCUCAAGCCAUCACCGGGGUGUUCAUUCUCAUACUCGGACUAAGUUUUUUACACGAAGAAGUUUUCACAAUGGUCUACAUUCUACCCAGUGCUCUGUUUGUGGUCUCUGGCAUCCUGUCCUAUGCAGCUGGACAGUCUCCAAACAUCCACGUGACGAAGCUGUCAUUCGCUGUGAACAUCGUCAGCUUCUUCUGGUCAAUGACAGCAGUUAUUUUGUGCGCGGCCACGUUUCAUUUUUCACAUGGGGUGGAAUCGAAGAAUAUAAAGAUCCGUCAAGGACUCAAGGGACUAAUCAUGAGUCUGCUGGUUGUUGAACAGUUAGUCGCCGCUUUCUUGAUCUACUGGUUAAGUAAAGCUGUUUGCAGACCACAGUUCAACACUUUGCCCAUCAUACUGCUGAAACGAGGAGACUGAGGCUUGACGGAGCUCAACAAGCCAACGAGCGACUUUGGGUACUUUUUAAUCCUUGUCGUAUUAAAAGUGCAUAACAGCCAAACCCUUUCAUAUACACUUCAAUAUAAAACAUACAACGUGCCAAACUAGUAAAUGUUUGAAUGAGCCACCUCUCGGAUAAUGAUUAACCCUUGUUUUGUUUGUGUACAUCUCUUAUUAUUUAAUGAUUUGACAACAAAAGGUCAAGUGAUAAAAUAAUAAGGGGUUGGUGUUUCUGAUCUUCAAAUGACCCAAAUCCCAGAAAACGUGGGAUUGUCUCAGUCUAGCAAAUAUUUUUAAAACUUUUUGUAACCAGUGUUUGCUUUUUCAGUUCUCUAUGAAAAACUGUAUAUGUUUAUUUUGGGCAAAUAAAGAUGAAUAUUUCAUUUUUUUUA
Molecule: messenger RNA, 1124 nt
Organism: Gasterosteus aculeatus aculeatus (three-spined stickleback)
Lineage: Eukaryota; Metazoa; Chordata; Actinopteri; Perciformes; Gasterosteidae
Product: membrane-spanning 4-domains subfamily A member 4A
Cellular component (GO): membrane
Source: RefSeq, a predicted model, not a curated record